Messenger RNA from Lachnellula hyalina, 1920 nucleotides. RefSeq names its product putative acyltransferase. Gene Ontology annotation, molecular function: glycerone-phosphate O-acyltransferase activity; glycerol-3-phosphate O-acyltransferase activity. Gene Ontology annotation, biological process: phospholipid biosynthetic process. The record is from RefSeq and is a predicted model, not a curated record. The transcript has 5 exons. Gene Ontology annotation, cellular component: endoplasmic reticulum membrane. The coding region runs from base 1 to 1920 and encodes 639 amino acids. Lineage: Eukaryota; Fungi; Ascomycota; Leotiomycetes; Helotiales; Lachnaceae.
AUGGCGGGAAAGGAGAAGAGUGAUCCCAUUAAUGGGUGGAUUUACGACCUCAUUUUGAGGAUCUUCGAUAUACCGAUAAACAUUUUCUUCAGGGAGGUCUAUCCGCGAGGAGCGUGGAAAAUUCCCAAGGAUGGAGCUGUUAUUUUUGUGGCUGCUCCGCAUGCAAAUCAAUUCGUAGACACGUUCUUCCUCAUGCGCGUCGUCAGAGCAGAAGCGGGGCGGCGUGUUGCACUUCUGAUGGCAGCUAAAUCCCUCAAACGUGCCGUAAUAGGCACUCUGUCCAAAGGAGUUGGCGCACUUCCGGUAGCAAGAUCCAUGGAUAAUCUUGAGCAAGGGAGAGGAGCCGUGUAUCUUCCGGAUCCUCAAGCCCAACCAACGUUGCUGCGUGGUAGAGGUACCGCGUUCGAUGGUCCUGGUUUUGAAGUCGGCGGGACUAUUAGCUUGCCUAGUAUCAAUGGGAAGACUCACAGCUCGAGAAUUCAAGAAAUUCGUGGAGCAGAGGAGCUGGUCUUGAAAACUCCGUUUGAAGGACAGGAUGCGAUUCUUCAGCUCACGGGCAAACGUAACCUUGAGAGUGGUGGGCCAGAUGAUGAUUUCGAGGGGUGCAUAUUCAAAGUCGCGCCUCAUGUCGACCAGACGAAGGUCUAUGAUGCGGUCUUUAAACGCUUGGAUGCUGGUGGUUGCAUUGGCAUUUUCCCUGAAGGUGGCAGUCACGACCGUCCAGAUUUACUGCCUUUGAAAGCUGGGGUCGCCAUGAUGGCUCUUGGUGCUCUUGCCUUAAACCCAGACUGCAAUUUGAAGAUUGUACCUUGUGGCAUGAAUUACUUCCAUGCUCAUAAAUUUCGGUCCCGGGCAGUUAUCGAGUUUGGGAACCCCAUUGAGAUUCCGCCCGAGCUUGUCCAACAAUACAAGACUGGAAAGAGGCGGGAAGCUGUUAGCACGUUGCUUGAAAUGAUCUACCAGUCGCUGGUCAAUGUCACAGUUAUAUCUCCGGACUACGAAACACUUAUGCUUGCCCAAGCAGUGAGACGUUUGUACAACCCCACUGGGAAACGUUUACCCCUGUCAAGAGUCGUGGAGAUCAACCGCCGGCUUCUCAAAGAGUCCGUCGAAAAGUAUAAUGAACAGCUCAGACUUCUCGGAAUCAACGAUCACCAAGUAGAGUACGCGCGAUUCUCGAUCUUGCAAGUCGUAUCGACCCUCUUCUUUCGCGUGGGGAAGAUCUCAAUUCUUGCCAUAGGCACAGUGCCUGGCCUAGUUUUGUUUGCGCCAGUCUUUAUCGUGUCGAAAGUGUACUCCCAUAGAAAAUCCAGACAAGACUUAAAAGUGUCAACGGUUAAGCUCCAGGGACAUGAUGUGAUGGCCUCAUGGAAAGUUCUUAUUUCCGUGGCCUUCGCCCCUCUUCUCUACGCGUUCUAUACCAUUGUUCUGACCUACUGGUUCUAUCACAACCGCAUCCAAGGAUAUGCACCGGAAUGGAUAGCUGAGAAAAUCCCCAUCUGGAUCCUCAUCAUCCUCGAACUCGCCUUGUUUAUCUCAAUCACGUUCGCGGCACUCCUGAUCGGAGAGGUGGGGAUGGAUAUCCUCAAGUCUCUUCGACCGCUCGUAUUAUGUCUCAAUCCUACAUCUACAAACACGCUUUCAAAGCUGCAAAAACAACGGGCGGGGCUUUCGAGAGAAGUCACGGAACUCAUUACCAGUCUUGCUCCUGAGAUUUUUCCGGACUGCGACGCAGUCGGCACGAUGGAUGGCCCCGAGGCUAUAAGCGUCUCAAUAACCCAGUCACAGAAGCCUCUGCCGCGAAACUCUUCCUUACACAAUCUUUCAGAUAUCGGGUUUUUCUCUACACCUCGUGACGAGUCAGGAAUCGAGGGGUUGCGCAUGAGUUCGUUAGGUAAGGAUGAGAAGAAAAUCCAAUAG